Esox lucius (northern pike) is the source of this 2057-nucleotide messenger RNA. It is a transcript of the gene depdc4, whose product is annotated as DEP domain containing 4. The transcript is spliced from 9 exons. The coding region runs from base 613 to 2043 and encodes 476 amino acids. Gene Ontology annotation, biological process: intracellular signal transduction. NCBI's taxonomy places the organism in Eukaryota, Metazoa, Chordata, Actinopteri, Esociformes, Esocidae. The record is from RefSeq and is a predicted model, not a curated record.
ACAGUCAAGAGCUGUGUUACCUCAGUUGGCUAGGCUAACGUGGUGAUCUAAUGACAGUACUCUAGGCUACUGACCUUACACCACUAGUACUGUAGUACUAACCAGACAGUAGUAAUGUCAGAAAAGGCACAUCUUAUCUACUGUGACGCCUAUUAACGUAAUGUAGUGGCUAACUUGAGUUAAAGGAAACGCUAGGCUGGUUUAGCAACGGUUAACACCACAAAUGUCAUGUUAUUUAUUGGUUUAAUACAAGAACCAAUAAAUACUUGCUCGAGGACAGAUUUUUUUUUUUAAAUCAUUUAUUUUUACCUUGUCGGCUCGGUGAUUACAACCAGCAACCUUGACUCUUGGCUACACGUCUACCCUGCCACUCAGGCCCGUUUCCUCACAAGAAACCCAUUAUGACCUUGCAAAGUUAUAAUUCUUAUGUCGUAGCUCAACACCAGGCCAAACCAAUGAUUCUCAGGGCCAUUCCGUGCCACACAGCUGUGGCGUAACAUCAUCCAGGCGCUGCAGACACAGGUGGAAGUGCGACGUCGGCGGCGCCACCUACGCGUCUACGCAGACUGCUUCACAGGCUCAGACGCUGUGGACGUCGUGCUUAGCCACCUGAUGCAGAACGUCUUCUUCUGCGCCAGCGAGGUGUCCCGCCUCAAGGCCGCCAGGCUCUGCCAAGCGCUCAUGGAAGCCAAGGUGUUCGAGACGGUGGGGACCAAGCUGUUCAGACGAGACAAGGAGGCCAUGUUUGAGGACACAGGCUGCAGUCUUUACCGGUUCCUGGACUGCAACGCACUGCCUGGUUCUGCCAGGAAGGCUGGGGACAUGGCCGGGGACACAGAGAACAUGACCCCAGAGGAACUAGCGGGGAAGACUAAGAAAGGCUCCAGACUGAAUGAGCUGAGGACCAUUUCCAACCCCCUGGCUCUCGGGCCGUCUGACCGGAGGGUGGAGAGGCUCCUGCAGACCAUCAACUUGCAGCCCUCCCUUCCCAAGGUCAUGAACAAAGCACCGUCUACCUUUCUCUCAAAGACUGUGGUGGAGGAGGUGUGGAAGCAGCAGACGCUGCUUCAGCUGUUGCAGACGGUGGAGCUGCCCGUGCUAGACUGCAUCCUGGCGUCCCCGAACCGCGGGGGUCAGUCACACAACCAGGCUACAGCCCUGCCGCCGUGGCAGAACCACCACCAAGACCUGGUCAUCUCCAACACCUGCCUGGAACGCGAGUUGCCCCAGAGCCUCAGCUUCCCGGAGCUGGACGUGUGGCUGGCCGCGGCUGCAGACUGCCUGGAGCUCUUCCCUGACCAGCUGAUUGUUGUGGCGGGGGAGCACCUCCUCCAGCAGGGAGGGACCACCGAGGAGACCACAGGGGUUGACAGACUGGCCGGCCAGAAGAGGCUGCUGUUUGACACCAUGGCCAAGUACUAUGGCAGCCAGGAGAGGGCCCCGCUGCUCACUGGACGCUACCUGGACAUCCACACAGCCAUACUGGACUUGCUUGACAGUGGGAAGGUGGAUGAUGCCAUCAGGGCCUCCCAGCUCUGUCUCCGUCUGCUGGAGCCUGCUGGAAGAGACGAGCUGAGGAGACUCCUCACCUUCAUGGCCACAGCAGCACGCUCAGAUGCCUGCCGCCUGCACAAGCAGACAGACAACAGAGCCCUUGUCAGCCGGACAUUUAUGAGGGCCAUUGUGCAAAAUAAAGAGAUGUCCCGCACCCAGAGUGAGGGGCUGGUACUGUUUCUGAUGGACAACCACACUCAGCUCUUCAAGACACCCUUGUCAUUGGUUGAAUCUGUAAGGAGGAAGCUGCAAACCCUUCAGCAAGGAAGAGACCCUGACAGCGUAGCCACAUUCACGUUCUGCCAGCAGGUGUCACUGCAGCAGUAUGAAGACCAGCAACAGGCGGCCACCCUGGAGAGUCUCAAACAGCUGAUCAGGGAUAUUAGUCUGAGUGGGGGCCUGUCUGUCAAGGAAAGGAGGCGGCUCAUCAAGAACUUCCAGAAGCACCACCCCAUAGUCUUCCUUCAGCACUUCUCUUCCACCUUCUAGGGGAGUGGGGGGGG